UCUGCAGGCGAUAAUUCUGCAGUCAACUAUAGUAAUAUAGAGAAUCACAAGACCCAGUCAGAAAGGAUGACCGCAGCCAGAAUAGAGGAAGCGAGCAUCGACCUUGCAUACCGGCCAUCCGUCGCCGGGUGGCCACAGUACAGCUCCUCUAACCCACGAGAAGCCUGAAACCUCCGAGGCUAACCCCGCGGACGGCGACAGGCCGGCCUGGGACACUGUCGAGUUUGUCGCCCAAGCCGAUCUGCGCGCACAGGAAGCCACUGACAAGCCGCCCAACGGCGUGUACGCCUGGCUUGUAGUAAUGUCGUGUUUCUUCUCACUCAUGCUCUCCAUCGGCAUCAACGACGCAUACGGCGUCUUCCAGCAGCACUACCAGCUCAAUGAGUUCCCGGACGUCUCGACAUCGCUCAUUUCGUGGAUUGGCACUGUGCAGUUCCUAGUGAUGACGCUUGGCGGCGUGUUCUCCGGAUUCCUGUGCGAGCACUUUGACACACGCUUGCUCAAUUCGGUCGGCGCGCUUAUCAUGGGGGUUGCGUUCAUCGGGGGCUCGUACUGCACGACCGUGCCGGGGCUCAUGAUGACCCAGGGGUUCCUGUACGGGCUGGGCGCGGCAUUUCCGUUUGUGGCGGCAACUGCAACGCCUGCGCAGUGGUUUACAAAGCACCAGGGCCUGGCCACGGGCAUUGCACUAUCCGGAAGCGGGGUUGGCGGAAUGUGGAUGACAUCGUCGCAGAACUGGGGGUCAAACAUGGAUACGCUGAUGAACGGGCUCAGUGUCGUCGGCCGGCUGGCUGUCGGGUUCUUGGCCGAUAUCACAGGCCCACUGAACCUGAUGAUUUUGAAUACUGUGCUGGCUAGCGUUGCGCUGCUGGUGUUCUGGCUGCCGUUCGAGUCUGUUGCCAUGCUAUACGUCACCGACCUGUUAUUUGGUUUCGCCAUUGGCGGCAUUGUCAGCGUGAUUCCAGUGGUCGCUGCUCAGGUUUUCGGAUUGGCACGUCUGCCAUCCAUCAUGGGGCUGCUGUUCAUCGGCUACUUCAUCGGCGGGCUGCUGGGGGUGCCGCCUAUGAGCGCUUUGCUGGACAACGUCGGCCACCGCACAAACUACACAAGCUCGAUCUGGUACAUGGGUGCGUUGCCCGUCUGCUCACUGGUAUUCCUACUGCUAAUGCGCGUGCUGAUAACCCGCAAGCUCAGGGUGAAGGUAUAG
This is a messenger RNA of Linderina pennispora, 1207 nucleotides long. Its product is annotated as MFS general substrate transporter. Gene Ontology annotation, cellular component: fungal-type vacuole membrane. The record is from RefSeq and is a predicted model, not a curated record. Gene Ontology annotation, biological process: transmembrane transport. Bases 302 to 1207 code for a protein of 301 amino acids. Lineage: Eukaryota; Fungi; Kickxellomycota; Kickxellomycetes; Kickxellales; Kickxellaceae. The transcript has 2 exons. Gene Ontology annotation, molecular function: transmembrane transporter activity.